Messenger RNA from Marasmius oreades (fairy-ring Marasmius), 2022 nucleotides. RefSeq lists its product as uncharacterized. The record is from RefSeq and is a predicted model, not a curated record. The transcript has 7 exons. The coding region runs from base 1009 to 2022 and encodes 337 amino acids. Lineage: Eukaryota; Fungi; Basidiomycota; Agaricomycetes; Agaricales; Marasmiaceae.
ACUGGAUCUGGUGCUGGGCUGAGGCGAAAGCCACCUGCACUCAAACGACAAUGGUUUCCCCAGUAGAAAUUGAUGCACAAAAUCACAACCGGCAAGCAAAAAAUGGCCAAUCACCCUCUAACGGCGACCACUAUUGAAUGAAUGAUGGUUGGAUAGAUUGUUGGUAAGUAGUAGCUUCCCCAUUCCUCCCUUCAUAAGUUUCGACUCCCACUAGUAUUUUAAGUCUCGUGCGGAUGCAGUCAAUCUGAGCCUUAGUCUUCGUCUAGUACCUCGCUAUUAGCACCAAGUCAGCGAUCAAGAAAGUGCUGCGAUCAGUGCUAUGCUUUACUGAUGGUCGGAUCCAACACCACCGGACACAAUCACACUAGCACCUCUGCCUAGUAACGAACUAGUGUCCAAGUCUACGAAGGAAUCCCCCUCGAUCAUGAUCAGUUGGCAAAUACUGAUAACGACUCUUCCUGUUUCUAUGCAUCACCCCCGUUGUCCGGUGUUCUUUCCAACCUAUUUCCGAAAAAACUCGACGACAUUCACCCUUCUGCCUUUGGAGAGUACCAUCGUGAUAGGUUGUUGGUCAUAACUCGUUUUAAUCUAUCCUGAUCUCACCGAAGAACGUAUACGGCCUGGGAACGAUCAUAGCCGGAAGGUAUCGUUGCAUGAACUUGAAAAAAGUGGACCUAACGGCAAACACGUGAGAUGGCGGGAGUGUGGGAGUGCUGGAGCGGUGAGAGGACACUUCCAGGAUGCCAGUUUAUAUUACAUCUUCUGCCGUCGCCCUAGCGUCCAUCUACGUAUUGACAGCAUGAAUGUAUCCUCAGGCUGGCAUCUUGCACGCAAUUGAUGAACACCGCCAGUCCUAUUUUCGUUUUGUCUUUCCAUCUGUGUUCCGGGAACAAUGAUAUACCAACCGUCACAAAUCAGGUUUAAGUUGUGAGCCUUAUAUAUCCCAGUCGGGUGUAUUACGUUCCGGCUUUUGGUACCCUUCCUCCUCCCAAACAUCCUGGGUGCUUGAUGCAGCGAGUAGACGACGACGACUCUCGUAUACAGUACACGCCAAAGAGAGAUUGGUUCCGGGAUGGGCAACCAGAAGAGUUCAUGCACACGAGUCAUGGAUCGGAUACUGCAGACGCUCAGAUGUCGUUUGAUUUCAAAGGAACAAAAGUAAACGUCUACGGCACGUUAACUUCACUUGGCUCCAGAAAAACCUCCUACCUGUUCAGCAUCGACAAUGGAAACCCCGUAGAAUUUUUCCCUCCUUCUCCUCCCCAGAGGGACGACGUGUAUAACCAGCAACUGUUCAGUUCUGAUACAUUGCAAGAUGGACCGCACAUACUCACCAUGAAGGUCACCGUGGACGAUAGCAGUCUGUACUUUGAUUAUUUGGAAUUCAUGCCCUCCGUUCCCGGUCAGUCAUCGUCCCCAUCACCAAACCCCGCUCCUCCAUCUACCACCACUUCAACCACUUCCGAAACGGUAAUAACAUCGAGUGGCGACCCACACGAGCCUUCUUCGACCACGUCUCCUCCAGCAACGGGACCGGGAACAACCUCCGAAUCGAGGUCGAGUGAUGGUUCAUCCACGCCUUCAUCGACCACUUCUGGUUUCGUAACCGUAAAACCUUCGAGUGGCGUCCUAUCCAUGCAUCAUGCCCCCACCAUAUCCACAUCUUCUUCUGAAACAGGGGGAAUUCCCGCGAGCGUUCUCGAAGUCCCACCAUCAACUUCAUCAUCAUCAGGUACACCAUCAUCAUCACAUCUCUCAUCUGGUGCUGUUGCUGGUAUCUCCAUUGCUGUUACUAUAGUUCUGAUUUCGGGCUUGGGAAUUCUGGUCUGGCGGUUUCUCUGGAAACGAAGGCAACAAAGAUCCGAAAGCGGGGAAUCUGGGGCAGAAAGUACUACUUCAUUCAAUCGAACAUUCACACAUACAAGUUUACCCUCAACUCCAGACGUAUCGGGGACCGGCCUGGGGACGGAUGAUGAGACUAUGCCAAAAGAUCCUCCUCCUCCUUACGUUGAUAACAGGUAG